Messenger RNA from Hibiscus syriacus, 546 nucleotides. RefSeq names its product putative RING-H2 finger protein ATL21A. Gene Ontology annotation, molecular function: polysaccharide binding. Lineage: Eukaryota; Viridiplantae; Streptophyta; Magnoliopsida; Malvales; Malvaceae. The transcript has a single exon. The coding region runs from base 1 to 546 and encodes 181 amino acids. The record is from RefSeq and is a predicted model, not a curated record.
AUGGGUUCCAAGCUUUGUUUCAUCAUCUCUUUCACUCUUAUAUCAUCGACCACGAGCGAUAUCUGUCAACCAAAAUGCGGGUACCAGGAGAUCAACUUCCCAUUUCAGCUCAAAAACGAAACCCGGUGCGGCUAUCCAGGCUUCGACCUCUCAUGCAAUAACCAGACCGACACCAUCAUAACAUUCCCAUCAUCGGGUAAUUUCACAGUUCAAGUCAUCAACUAUUAUGUGCAAUUCAUUGUGAUAGGCGAUCCAGAUAAUUGCCUUGCGAAACAUCUACUGGAAGGGUUUGAUACCACUGUCACACCAUUCCACCAAGACUACCUACAGAACUUCACGCUGCUCAACAGCUCCUAUAAUGUACCCUACAUGGAAACAUUAAACCUAACAUAUACUCCUUGUCUUAGUAGUGAUUAUAAUUGUACCGUGGUGAUACCGGUGGACCGACCAGAUCUGUUCAAAUCGUUCUCGUCGUGUUGGGAAAUAGAGACGGUCUCGUUGCCGUUGCUGGAAAAUGGGAAUUUCUUGAUGAUAGGAUAUGGUUAA